Malurus melanocephalus (red-backed fairy wren) is the source of this 1811-nucleotide messenger RNA. Its product is annotated as contactin-associated protein-like 2. Lineage: Eukaryota; Metazoa; Chordata; Aves; Passeriformes; Maluridae. The record is from RefSeq and is a predicted model, not a curated record. The annotation marks the transcript as partial. The transcript has 11 exons.
GUGUGUGCCCAAUCACUGUGAACACGAUGGAAAAUGCACCCAGACGUGGGACAGCUUCAAGUGCACUUGCGAUGGAACAAAAUACAGCGGUGCCACUUGUCAUAACUCUAUUUAUGAACUCUCUUGUGAAGCAUACAAACACUUGGGCAAGACUUCAAAUUACUACUGGAUAGAUCCAGAUGGCAGUGGGGCACUGGGACCUUUGAAAGUUUACUGCAACAUGACAGAGGAUAAAGUAUGGACAACAGUGUACCACGAUCUACAAAUGCAGACUUCUGUGGGAGGCAGGGAGGAGAAGUUAUCUGUGCUGCAGCUCAACUACAGUGCAACAAUGGACCAGAUUUCUGCCAUUACCAGUAGUGCUGAAUACUGUGAGCAGUUUAUCUCCUAUUCUUGCAAGAUGUCCCGGCUGCUGAAUACACCAGAAGGGAAUCCAUACACCUGGUGGGUUGGAAAAGCCAAYGAAAAGCACUACUAUUGGGGCGGAUCAGGACCUGGCAUUCAAAAAUGUGCCUGUGGCAUCGAACGCAACUGUACGGAUCCCAAGUACUACUGCAACUGUGAUGCUGAUUACAAGCAAUGGAAAAAAGACACUGGGAUGUUGACAUACAAAGAGCACCUACCAGUCAGCCAGGUGGUGGUGGGAGACCUUGACCGGCCUGGGUCUGAAGCCAAAGUGUCCGUGGGUCCUGUGCGCUGUCAGGGAGAUCGGAAUUACUGGAACGCAGCUUCCUUCGUUACUUCAUCAUCUUACCUCCACUUCUCCACCUUCCAAGGGGAAACCAGCGCAGACAUCUCUUUCUAUUUCAAAACAUCYGCCUCAGAUGGGGUGUUUCUUGAGAAUCUGGGCAACACUGACUUCAUCAAACUGGAGUUGAAAUCUGCUACAGAGGUCUCCUUUUCCUUUGAUGUGGGAAACGGGCCGGUGGAAAUCGUCGUGAGAUCUCCCAACCCGCUCAACGAUGACCAAUGGCACCGGGUCAAUGCCGAGAGGAACGUCAAGCAGGCCAGCCUGCAGGUGGAUCAGUUACCCCUGGAGGUCCGGAAGGCACCAACAGAAGGACACACACGGCUGGAAUUGUACAGCCAGCUCUAUGUUGGUGCUGCAGGAGGCCAGCGAGGCUUCCUAGGCUGCAUUCGUUCCCUGAGGAUGAACGGGGUGACACUGGACCUGGAAGAGAGAGCCAAAGUCACACCCGGGGUGAAGCCCGGCUGCUCUGGCCACUGCACGAGCUACGGGAUGUACUGUGCCAAUGGUGGGAAAUGUGUGGAGAAAUACAAUGGUUACUCCUGUGACUGCUCCAGAACUGCCUAUGACGGACCCUUCUGCAUAAAAGAUGUGGGAGCAUUUUUUGAAGAAGGAAUGUGGCUUCGUUACAACUUCCACUCCCCAGGAACUAGCAUGAAGGAUUUAGUCAGCCGGACACUUUUGAGCUCUGCAGACCCUGAGAUCACAGUGCCUGACCUCAGCCUGAACAAAGAAGAGCUCAGCUUCAGCUUCAGCACCACCAAGGCCCCUUGUGUCUUAUUGUACGUCAGCUCCUACACCCCGGACUUCAURGCUGUGCUCGUGAAACCGACUGGGAGUCUGCAAAUUCGGUACAACCUCGGGGGCACCAAAGAGCCAUAUAACAUUGACAUUGACCACAGAAACAUGGCCAAUGGRCAGCCCCACACUGUUAAUGUCACACGGAACGGACGGGACAUCAUACUGCAGCUUGAUCACUAUCCACCAACAAGUUACAGCCUUCCAGCCACGUCUGACAUUCAGUUCAACUCCCCAAAGGCACUGUUCCUAGGAAAAGUUAUAG